Molecule: messenger RNA, 1804 nt
Organism: Varroa destructor (honeybee mite)
Lineage: Eukaryota; Metazoa; Arthropoda; Arachnida; Mesostigmata; Varroidae
Source: RefSeq, a predicted model, not a curated record
UCGACGUUAAGCUGGAUGAACAUUUGUGAAUCGCGAAGAUCUUUGGUAACUCGAUUACUACAUUUUCUUAGCAAAGCACGAAAGGAAGUUUAACAGGAUGACAACAGUUUCAUCUGCAUGUUGUCAGGAAAUUUCCGAUGAGACGUCGAAGUCAACGAACGACGCUAUACAAAUCGACAGCCUUCUCUCGUCUUCACAGUUUAUACCACGCGUUAUCAACAUUAGUGUUGUUAAGCGCUUCGUGACUAGGACUUCGAGUUCGUACAGCCGCGCGAAGCAAGCCACACCACCUAUGGUGCGACCGGUCGUAGAUACGGCAGAAGUUACUGCACUUCAUUUCGUUAGUCAGAUGAUGGCUAUCGUGCUGUUAUUGCCAUUGCCCCUACAAUUCGCCGACCAGUUGGCAUGCGCAAGUUUAACCAAAUUUGAGUGUCUGGCCGCUUAUAAACAACUAUUAGUUAAUCGACUCUAUCAGCUGCCGUCGGACAGACUUAAGACCACACCAGUUAGAGAUAAAGGAAAAUCGUUCUAUUUCGAACUUCUUCGAUUUAGCCCAUCCACGAAGGAUAAGGUUAUCUGUUGGCUAAAGCACAAUUUAAGUUUCUUCGUCGAAAUCAAGCUGGCUCUACUCGAGCGCGUCGAGGGACUGCUAAAGAGUUUUCGUGUAAGGGAACUUGGAUUGAGACUCGACUCAGGCUUUGAAGCAGACCUCGCGGGACGUAUUCAGAAAGUCAAGCAGCUAUGCGAAGACGCUAUUGCACAGCAAGAAAAAAUUUUGAACUGGGCAUUAGCUGAUGGAGUCAUUUACAAUCCUCUCGAGCCGGUGUUGAAGCAUUUGCAGAGUGCGGCUCAAAAACUGACAUCCAGUCCCGGUGGUAUCGUGCUACUGCACGAUAAGGUGGCGUUAUUUGGGGAUAUUUUGAAACGAGUCAUAAAACAGAUCAAGCCAGCUGUAAAAGAUACGGAGCGACUCUCUGCCGAUGUCAAAGGAACGAUUUAUAAAAACGCUGCUGGUGUAGCCCAAGCGUUUCUGCCUCAGUUCGCCUUAAAUAGCGUCCAGAGGCUCACGGACUUCUCGAUCGAUGUGCCGCCAUUUACCGAAGUAUCUAUGGACGCGAAGAGCAGGACGAAGCUUGGCGAUCGGACGAGCCCGGCGAUAGCUGAAGUUCAGGGUAACCUGCUUAAUGGUGUUGUCAAAAAAGGACGUUCAACUGUAAGGAAGUCUGUCACGAUAGUUGAGCCAGCCGAGAUAAUAGGCAGCACCAGCCGAAAGACACACAGUAAGGCAAGCGAUAAUAUUUGCCGAUUACGAUCGAUGCGGAAGCGGUCAAAUUCGUUCAACCUACGCUGCAGGCCAAAAGCGAACUUAUCAUCAAACCCAAAACUAAAGUUAUCAAGGAGAAUAAGGCGGAGGACGACGAAGAGGCAGAGGACAAUAAGGAUACGGAGAGAGAAGCUGAUAGCACGAAUGCACAGGCAACUGCAAAAAAGAAACCGGAUCGUGACCACUGUGGGAGAAUCGGUCAAGAACACCACCACCACCACCAGCACCAGCUAUGAAUCAUAAUUAGUCAUUCUGAAUGAAAAUAUUGUGUAUUGUUCCCUUAUAGUUGAUUCUAGAUCUAGUAUAGUGGAUACGUAUAUAUUCAUAACAAUGUAUAUAUAAAUGUGUAUAUAUAUACGGCUUUUUUGUUAGCUCGUCUGGCUGACUGACGUGUGUCAUCAUAAAAAAUUAAAAUAUAGCUUUUAUAUAUUAUAAUAACCUUUGUUCAUUGUCCACUAUGAUAUAGCUACGCUGCUAUCA